This is a messenger RNA of Ostrea edulis (European flat oyster), 1164 nucleotides long. Its product is annotated as GLIPR1-like protein 1. The record is from RefSeq and is a predicted model, not a curated record. Bases 65 to 1009 code for a protein of 314 amino acids. The transcript is spliced from 8 exons. Gene Ontology annotation, cellular component: extracellular region. Lineage: Eukaryota; Metazoa; Mollusca; Bivalvia; Ostreida; Ostreidae.
CAUCGCUGUUAUCUUGGUUCUGUCAUUUGGUGUGAGUGAUACCAAGGGGUUAGCCGAUCACAGGAUGUCUUUUGCAAUCAAGAAUACUGAACAGUCAGGGGUUAAUACGAGAAUCUUGCGUGGUGUAGACCUCGAGAUAUCCAAUCCAAAGGGGAAAGUUAUGGUCUCCAAGAUCCUCCGCAAACGACGCCAGAGUACCACUGAAAAGGAAGAGUAUCUGAAUGCCCAUAAUGCAGCGCGGUCUCGCGUCAGUCCGACAGCUGGAAACAUGAAGAAAAUGAAAUGGAGUAAUGAAUUGGCGCAAGUUGCACAAAAUUACGCUAAGAAAUGCAUCUGGAAACACAAUCCCUCCAGAACCUCUGAAACGAAGACUCUGACAUCGCAAUUCACAUAUGUUGGCGAGAAUCUGUACGCAACGUCCGCCAGUUCUGCAGAUCCUAGCUCUGCUGUGGAGUCCUGGAACAGUGAAAAGACGGAGUAUGAUUACAGCACUUCCAUCUGCUCCGGAGUGUGUGGACAUUAUACCCAGGUGGCCUGGGCAAGCUCUGAGUACGUUGGAUGUGGUUCAAGCACUUGUCUGGCAUUCACUGGCUUGUCCUCCUCUUUCAACGGUGGGACAAUUGUUGUUUGCAAUUAUGGAGAAGGUGGAAAUUACGCUGGCCAACCACCCUACAUGUCCGGAACUCCGUGUACAACUUGUCCAAAUGGAUACUCAUGUUCAAACAAUCUCUGUAUCGAAGAUAGUGAUGGUAACGAUUCUGACACGAACACUGGUAAAUCAGACGAGGAUUGUUUUACCGGGGAUGGUUCUGACUACCAGGGCACUGCCAGUACAACAGUGAGUGGUAAAACCUGCCUGAACUGGUCUGACGUCUACUCUUUCCUCCCCGGCAACAACUACUGUAGAAACUAUUUCGCGGCCUACGGGUUCACGGAGCCAGUCUGUUACAUGCAGACUGGGACCCACUACAUUGAAUCAUGCGGGGUCCCAAAGUGUGGAAAGAAGUAAAUGACGAAUGCAUUAGCGAUGACGACUACACGUAAAUCUGGAAAUUGACCGACCCUUCCUGUCAAUAAAAUAUAAAGAUUGGAACUGUCUAUCUAACUUUCCGUAUACAUGGCAUAUACUUCUGUUUAAUUGAAAUAAAAUUAAAUGAAAAUUGA